AGGAGACCAUCAGGAAGACCCUGAAGGAGAUGACCAUGGAGACAGGUGCCACAGCUGCCCUCAUUGGCCUUGGAGUCUCAAGCUGUUGUAUCAUUGAGAAAGUUAUGGAGAUUGUUGAAGAAAUCUCUCCAAAGCACUUAACAGUUGAGGAGCUUCGCACAAGGAGUGAGCUCGUCGAGGGGUCGGUGAAGGCUGACCAGGUUGUGGCUGUCCAGCAAGACAAAAAAGGCGAGCGCUGCGCCAGGAUAACCUUACAGGUUGGACAGUUGUGUCUCCACUCACUCGUGCAACAACCCCUGCCCGCUGAUGCCCGCACCAUCCAGCACAGUGACGUUGUUGGCAUGCUGGUCCCAUCCUCUACCUUGGCAUUCCUCGAGCUUGGCUGGUCAGGGUCAAAAAGAGGACAUGUCACCAUCCGGCUAGCCCCUGACACUCCACUUGCUAGACAGUUUGUUUUGUUGUGUACAGGCCAGCAAGGUCACUCCUUCAUAAACACUAAAUUGUUUGAUAGACGAAACCAUCACCCGUCGUGGGAGUGCGUAAUAGGGGGAGACUAUGAAGAAAAAGAUGGUAAUGGAGGUGCCCCAUUGUUACCCGACCUGAACUGGGGUUACCAGUCAUCGGGCAGAGCUGUCGGGUCCCUGUUUCCAGCAGGGAGUAGCCAUAGUGCCCAGUUCGCCAUCCUCACCAGGACCCUUCAUGAUGGUCAGCUGAUGCCAGACGUCUUUGAGGAGGUUGUUAGUGAGCUGAAUGUAGUGAGAGAGGCGGCCAAUAACAGUAAUAUCACAGACGUAACUGUGAUGGACUGUGGUGUUGUGUUGCCACUAUAGUUCAGUGUGCCAUCUGUGCCAUUCAUAUGAUGUUUACUUGUGGCCAAUUGUGUUGGCACUGAUGUUUACUGUGU
Procambarus clarkii (red swamp crayfish) is the source of this 904-nucleotide messenger RNA. The record is from RefSeq and is a predicted model, not a curated record. Lineage: Eukaryota; Metazoa; Arthropoda; Malacostraca; Decapoda; Cambaridae.